AUCCAGCUGUGGGACACGGCCGGGCAGGAGCGCUUCAGGAAGAGCAUGGUGCAGCACUACUACCGCAACGUGCACGCCGUGGUGUUCGUGUACGACGUGACGAACGCCGCCAGCUUCCAGAGCCUGCCCGCCUGGAUCGAAGAGUGCCGGCAGCACCUGCUGGCCGCCGACAUCCCGCGCCUCCUGGUGGGCAACAAGUGCGACCUGCGCGGCGCCGUCCAGGUGCCCACGGACCUGGCCCAGAAGUUUGCUGACAGCCACAGCAUGCCCUUGUUCGAAACCUCGGCCAAAAGCCCCAAUGACAAUGACCACGUGGAGGCCAUAUUUAUGACACUGGCUCACAAGCUGAAAAGCCACAAGCCCUUAAUGCUCAGUCAGCCCCCGAAUCAGGAUGAGAUACACCUAAAGCGUGAACCAAAACCUGCCGUCACCUGCUGGUGCUGA
Molecule: messenger RNA, 444 nt
Organism: Merops nubicus (carmine bee-eater)
Lineage: Eukaryota; Metazoa; Chordata; Aves; Coraciiformes; Meropidae
Gene: RAB33B
Product: RAB33B, member RAS oncogene family
Exons: 1
Cellular component (GO): Golgi apparatus; endosome
Molecular function (GO): GTP binding; GTPase activity
Source: RefSeq, a predicted model, not a curated record